Molecule: messenger RNA, 2524 nt
Organism: Linum trigynum
Lineage: Eukaryota; Viridiplantae; Streptophyta; Magnoliopsida; Malpighiales; Linaceae
Source: the annotation of a GenBank genome assembly
AUGAACUAAAGCUGAGUAAUAGUAACUCUAGAGACCCGUGGAUUCGAUAUUUAUUACUUGUGCCACUAUACUGCAGUCCUUUUCAUUGGUUACAAUUGGCCAUUGUUAGGUGUUGUGUCAUAGCGUGUCAAGUUUUUGGCACCGUUGCCGGGGACUUUUUAGAUUAUUAGGAAAGGCAUAAGUUUGUUACUUUAGCGUUUUUCAUUUCUUUUCCACCCUUGCUUUUCACUUGGGUGUUUUUGUGGGUGCAGAUUUGAAUCAUGGAUCCUCAUGGCUUCUCCAAAAAUUGGGGGUAUCCACCACCACCCGUGUGGUAUUACCCCGAGACUCCCUGGAGCAAUCAAGGAGGAGAAGACUAUGGAUUCGGGUUCCAGUACCAACCCCCUUACUACGGAGAACAACCGGACCCCUGGGCAUAUCAAGAACAACCUCAUUACCAAGAAGAAUUUCUCCCACAACCAGAAGGGCCAUCGGCGCUGGAGUUACCCAUGGCGGCCUUGACGGGCCAUUCUGCAGAGCCAUGCUACACUCCACAGCCAGAUCCAAACUAUGAAUUGAGGCUUCUCAUGGAACAGUUUGCUCGAGACAGUGAGAGAACAUGCUCCAGGAUGGAUCAUUGUGUCCAGGCCUAUCGUGAAACAGAGGAGGUCCUCCUGAGCCUUAAGAAGAGCGUCGAUGAUCUUGAGCGAUCUUGUGCACAACCUGCUCCCGAUCAACCUUCUGCUACCAUACUAGAAGAGGAGGAGGAAGAAGAAGGCUACAAGGACAUUGUGGAGCACACUAAAGUUGUCACGGAGAGCUCCCCUGAUGAUCAUGAUCAGAAAUGUCCUGUCAUAGCCGACCACACCUUCCCACAUCCCAAACUGAGCUUUGAAGAGGCGGGCAUGAGUGAGGAGAUGCAAGAAGAUCUCAUGAAAGAAAUUGCUUGGCAGCUUGCUCUCCAAUCGGUGCUAGAAGAAGAAGAGCAAGAAAGGGUGCAGAAAGAAGUUGUGGAGGAUGACGAAAGUGAAGCAGAAGGAGUUCUUGAUCAUUUCCCAGGGGUGAUACCACAUGAAGAAGAAAGGGAGGUUGAAGAAGCAAUUGGUGUCCAGGCUGAGGAUGAAGUUGAGGUGGAAGAGGCUUGCACCGACCCUAUAAUACAAGUAAUAUACCCACCAAACUUCGAGGAACUACUUAGCAAGGACCCAUUUGCAGUGUCUCUUUGCCAGACCAAGGCCACAUCGACAUCGGUCCCUCUUGGUGGACGCGAUGGUGGUCAAUCGAUGUUGUCAUAUAUGGUUUGGGGCAAUGAGACGAGAGAAGAGAAGAAAAGGUCUCGAGGAUGGUGACUUCAUCUGCAUCAAGUGCACGAGCUUCCAUCACCAGUCAUACCACAUGCUCGUGACUUGCGACUCCACCUCAUUGAUGAGAACCUCAACUUCAAGGAGGUUCUAGCAUGGACCAAAACUUAGGAGCCAUCGUCUAGCUCACGACGUGAAAGAAGCGCUUGUUGGGAGGCAACCCAACCAGUCGGUUUGCAUUUCUUUCUCUAUUUCUCCUCGGUUGAGUCAGUUUUGUUAUUUGAUUUUAGAGUCAAUAACUCAAACUUUGUGAGAUUUUGUGUGGUGUUUGCGUUCUGAUUACUCUCUCUUCCUGGAAUGCACCGCCUGACCCGUCCAUCAUCAUUCACCCUUGAUCUGGUAACUUCGUUUUACCCUCCUAAUCUUUCCUCCAUUGAGGACAAUGUCGUGCUUAAGUGUGGGGGGGUGUUCGAUUAUGUGUACGGGUGAAUGUUUGGCUGUUUGUGUGCUUGGAGCCUAGUCCACUGUCCAAAUUUUUAAAUUUGAGGGCUCCAAGUACGUGUUUCCUUGCAAAUUUCCUGCUCAGUAUGGUUUGAAUCGACUUCUCUAUAGUAAUGUGCAACCUAGGGAGGUAGUGUAGCACUAUGGAGGAUGUUGAAGUAUAAGAUUUUUCCUAUCUAGCUUUCUGUUGUGCCACUUGAUUUUGUGAAGUAGUGGAGCUAAGACCGUUGAAUUCAUGUGGUAAUGGUGACUCUGUUUGGAUUGUGUUAUGGACUCGUGUAUCGAAUAGGGUGCUCAUAUGGAAAAUGGGGAGCAGUUGGUCCUCCAUGUCGAAAUCAUUGAAAUCUUAAACAUGGGGUAAGCCCAAUGUGUGUGGCAUCGUUCAUUUCACAAAAUCGGGUUUUGGAAGAGAUUUUAGUGAUCCUUAGUGGGGUACUCCUACAAGGUGAAGCUAAGCUAUCUCUAGUACAAGUAAAAUUUUCACCCGUUGAACGGUUUGCCUACUUGAGGAGGUGUUUUUAAGGGCAGGGAUAGAGCUUCCGACCCCCCUUGAUUUCAUUGACCCUCCACACGAGUUGAGGAAAAGGAGUUAAAAGAAGUACCCUGGCGAGCGCUAGAUGUAAAAAAAUUGCUCUUGCUCGACUAAUAAGGGUCGACCGUGCAAAAGACUGCAGUUGGAACCCCCGCCAAGUGAAUGAAGAAAAAAAGAGAAAAAGAAAUGUAAAUGAAAGUGCAAAAAGGGG